Molecule: messenger RNA, 4251 nt
Organism: Pezoporus flaviventris
Lineage: Eukaryota; Metazoa; Chordata; Aves; Psittaciformes; Psittacidae
Gene: BMPER
Product: BMP binding endothelial regulator
Exons: 14
Coding region: 13-1779 (588 amino acids)
Molecular function (GO): protein binding
Source: RefSeq, a predicted model, not a curated record
CCUUCCGGGACGAUGCCCCGGCGGCUCGGCGGGGGCUGGCCGGUGGCUCCAAACCUCGUCCCGGCCGCCGCUGUCCUCCUGGGCGCGCUCUGCUUCCCCGGGGCUCUGGCCUCGUCCCUGCUCACAGGAUCUGUUGCAAAAUGUGAAAAUGAAGGGGAAAUUCUGCAGAUACCGUUUAUCACAGACAACCCCUGUAUAAUGUGUGUUUGCCUGAAUAAGGAAGUGACAUGCAAAAGGGAGAAGUGUCCAGUGCUCUCCAAGGACUGUGCUCUCGUCAUUAAGCAGAGAGGAGCUUGCUGUGAGCGUUGCAAAGAUUGCAGUUUUGGAGGAAAUACAUACAACAGCUCUAUGAAAUGGCACCACCCCAGCAAUCCCUGUGUUACAUACCAGUGCCAGGAAGGAGUGAUAGUAGAGUCGGAGGUACACUGUGUUGCCCCUUGCAAAAAUCCUACCAAACUCAUGGGAAUAUGUUGCCCUGUGUGUCCAGGUUGUAUAUUUGAAGGGAGACUUUACAAUGAAGGAGAAGAAUUUAGGCCUGAAGGAAAUAAAUGUACCAAGUGCUCUUGUAUUGGUGGCCAGACACAGUGCAUCCGAGAAGUCUGCCCCAUUCUCUCAUGUCCCCAGCACCUCAGUCACAUUCCUGCUGGACAGUGUUGCCCCAAAUGCUUAGGACAGAGGAAAGUGUUUGACCUCCCAUUUGGAAGCUGUCUCUUUCACAGCAACGUGUAUGAUAAUGGGUCUUCAUUUACUUAUGACAACUGCACAGUGUGUACAUGCAAGGAUUCAACAGUGAUAUGUAAGAAGAGGUGCUUACUUCCUGGUGAAUGCAAUAAAAACAAAGACCACUGCUGCAAGGAGUGUGUCUCGUAUCUCUCUCCUGAGGAAGUGAGUGUGUGCAAGUUUGGCAACAAGAUCUUCCAGGAUGGAGAGAUGUGGUCCUCUGUGAACUGCACCAUCUGUGCUUGUGUAAAAGGCAAGACAGAGUGUCGCAAGAAGCAGUGCAUUCCAGUCAGCAGCUGUCCUCAUGGUAAAAUCCUGAACAGGAAAGGAUGCUGUCCCAUUUGCACUGAAAAGCCUGGCGUUUGCACUGUAUUUGGAGACCCUCACUACAACACUUUUGAUGGACGGACAUUUAACUUUCAGGGAACAUGUCAGUACGUUUUGACGAAAGACUGCUCCUCCUCUGCCUCGCCCUUUCAGGUGCUGGUAAAAAACGAUGCCCGGCGGACCCGUUCUUUCUCCUGGACAAAGUCAGUGGACCUUGUGUUGGGCAGAAGCACUAUCAGCCUCCAGCAGCACCUCACAGUGAAGUGGAACGGGACCCGCAUCUCCCUACCUUGCGAGACGCCACAGUUUCAGAUCGAUCUGGAUGGUUAUUUGUUGAAAGUGACAACCAAAGCAGGCUUGGAAAUCUCAUGGGAUGGAGACAGCUUUGUGGAAGUCAUGGCUGCGCCUCAUCUGAAGGGCAAACUCUGUGGUCUGUGUGGCAACUACAAUGGGCACAAGCGAGAUGACCUGAUCGGGGGCGAUGGGAACUUUAAGUUUGAUGUGGAUGACUUUGCCGAGUCCUGGCGUGUGGAGUCCAAUGAGUUCUGCAGCCGCCCGCAGAGAAAACCUCUGCCCGAGCUCUGUCAUGGGACGGUUAGGGUGAAACUCCGAGCCCAUCGGGAAUGCCAGAAACUCAAAGCGUGGGAGUUCCAGAGCUGUCAUUCAACGGUGGAUUAUACCACAUUUUACCGGAAGGGUUUGCUCCUGCUCAUGGCUAGCAUUUCUCUUUAAAGACUGCUGGUUCACGUCAGCCUUUGUAUCUAGUAAGUGGCUGUGCCCAAGCAACACACUGAAAGUUAAGUUUGUCAUGAAGGAGAACAAAGCUUAGCUCCAUCUGGUCAUGUCAUCUCAUCCCACCUCACGGAGAAAGAGGUCAUUCUGACUUUGUAACAUCCAUGUGGGUUCCUGUGGCUCCUAGGCCAGGCUUAUAUGUCGUGGAGUCACUAUGUCUAGCACAGGAAAUUUUAAUGCGUAGCAUUUUAAUCAAGGAAGCUUGAACUGAAUGUUUUGUUGUGUGCUCAAGGAGUCUGAAUCCUUCAAAGCCUUGAAGUACAGAACUGCAAAAAAAAAAGGCUGAUGACAGUUCUGAGUCUUGGCUCCUCUGCUGUCAGUAGGAAAAUCCCCAUCCAUUUCACUGGAGCCAGUGUUUUUAUCCACUGUGUUUUCAGGCUCUGUACAGUGGUUUGCAAAUGAGAUCUUGCAGUCAGGAAGGUUAAAGAACUGUGGUAGCAUGCAGAACAUGUCUUAUCCAGAGCUUUCUGCAUACGAAGUAGCAGGCUAAGUCAAACUGACCAGAGACCAGAAACCAGGUCUCUGCCUCCUGACUGAGUCCUGUAUCACCAUCAAACUGUUAUGUUCACCCUCUUUAUUGAAUAUUGUAUGGGACUAUGGCUGCACUGCUGCUGUUUUAAGACAACUGUUCUUGGUGGGUAGGAGGACCUCUCUGUCAGAGUGAAGUCAAGUUAAUGCCUGAGAGUGCCCACAUGGUCUUGAGAACAUGCAGAGCAAAAGCAGAGGUGCCUGGGGAAACAUAAAAAUGGGAACUAAAUAUCUAGCAUGGAUAUCCAGCAAAUAAUAAAUAUCUAUCAAACUAAAUAUCCAGCAAGAUCAACCUCACCAUGGGCAGGGCAACCGAGAUGGGACUGCAGUUUUGCAUUUGCGUGUUUGAAUCCUGCCUAAAUCAUGCUUUAUGUGCCCAUGUCUUUGUAUGGGUCUGGGCCAGGACCGCACAGAAGCCAUAAAGCCAGGAACACAGUGGUUAAUUAGAAAGAUUCAGUUUAAGCUGGCUCUUAUGCCACUUCUCACAAGUCCCAUUUUUAGCAGUUAUCUUUGAUGAAGACCAAACAGGGAGACCUCUGAGACGAAAUGCACUGUAUGCUACAGGCUGGGAAGUGGCAUGCUUAUUGAGCCUGAUUUUGCCAAAACAAGAUUUUUAGCCUUUGUUUUGUAAAAGGAGCAAGAUAAGGAGGAAAGCUGUUUUCUAAGUGGCCGUCUCCUGUGUGCCCUUUCCCUUGCUCUCUUUCUUUCAUAUUCCAUCUGGUGCCAGUGACUUUUUAAAUGCUCUGCAGCCACCUAGAGGAAAAAUACGCUUGACUGAAGUUAAUUUUAUAUGGGUUAAGCCACGGAGUGGGCUCUGCAGAGGAUGAGAAUGUGAGUUUCUAAACUAGCCAGCCUGUUUAUUAUUAUAUCACAAGGCCUCCUUUGAAAUAUAUGCAGUGAAUCAUCAACAAAAGCAAAAGAUAACUUCAGUUUAUGUUUGCACUUCAGAAAUAUUUCCUGCUUCAUGUUCUCAUUGUUCUUGUUAUAAAACAUAACAUAUUUUUAUGACAGAUAGCAUAGCAGGGCCACGGUAUGUUUUGUCAUUAGACAGAAGGAGGUGAUCUGUUUUGAAUUCUUUUUUUUUAGAAGAUUGAAAACUUGCAUUAUUUUAUAUGCCUGUCUCAUGGCUAUGGCAAUAUGUUGUUGGUAUGUCUACAUGGUUUAUGGUUCUGUAGGUUCUAUCUAGGACAUUCAUAGUGCUCCUGGAAACCCUAUGGCUUUUCCUCAAAUGAGGACAGUCACACAGAAUACGCUUGUGGGCUCUCUGUCUACUAAAGUGAAAGUUGGUGAACUCAGAUUCAUUUCGUCUAUGCCGUGUUCGUUUGCACCAUAUGAAACAUAAUAGCAAAGCUCAGCUGUUGAUUGAAAGUGCCACUUGGUUGGUGUAAAGCUAGAUAUUAAAACAUGUCUGUCUUUUUGAAAUGGAAUUGGAAUGACUGGGUUUUCUUCUCUUUAGAUAAGAAAUGACAGUUCACUCUCCACUUGUGCCUGAAGAACUGAGUCUGAGUGGACUCUUCUUUAAAAAACAAGUCUAGACAUGGAGAAAAAGAUAAAAUUUUAUUUAUUAUGUCAAUUACAUAAUGCAAAGGCUCAAAACAGUGAUGGGUUUUCCAUUGUAGCUGUGCCAGAGGACACUGAAAAUUCCAUUACGAUGGAGUGUCUCUGUCAUAGGGCAAAUUCAAAUGAGCAGUGUAAAUGCUAAGCUAAGUGUGUGCAUGAAGUGAAUAGAAAUGUAAAAAACCCCUUAGGAAGUAACUUUCUUUCUGAGCAUUAAACCCAUAGAGCACCUAGAGUUUUUUUCACCAGAAGGCUUUGCAUGAUAAGCCAUAUCAGGUAGCAUUAGACAUACUGCUGCUGUAAUCUUUACCAAUUAUUUGAUGGGUA